GCCAUAACUCACAACUUUUCUUCACCAAAGAAUCCCAAUCAAAACCCUAAAUUUCUUUCCUUGACACCCAAGAAAACAUCAAUUUUGCUCUCCUUUUCUUGAAAAUGGGAGUUACUACUACUCAAUCUCUUAGCUGUGAGAUAAAUAUAGUUCAAGCCAAGAAUUUAAACCUAAAAUCGCAUGGUAAUCUUUUUGUUAGAUACUAUCUUUCUUCAGGAAACAACAAAAGAAUCCAACUAAAUACCCAAGAAAUCUCCUCAAAAUCUAACCUAAUUUGGAAUGAAUCUUUUUCUUUAGAGUGUUUAGGAACUCAGGAUUCUAUCAACAAUUUGAAGCAAGAAACUGUGGUGUUUGAGCUAAGAUGGAGAAACACAAAGCCAAUUCUUGGAAAAAUUGGAGGGUCAAAACUUGUGGGUAGAGCUGAAAUUCCAUGGAAAACAGUUGUUGAAUCGCCAAGAAUGGAAAUCGAAAAGUGGGUCAUGAUGAUUUCAGAAAAGAAUUGCAAAAAUGAUGAUUAUUUUGAGGCUCCUUCAGUGGAAAUACAAAUGAAAGUUAGAGUUCAAGAAAUUGUAGUAAUGGAGAAGAUGAAGAAGAGAAAUGGAAAAUUGAGGGAUUGGAAAAAUGAUGAUCAGUGUGGAUGCUGCAAAGAUAGUGGAUGCAAAUGCCAAGAUUAUGAGAUUUUUGCAUUAGUGGCUGCUUUUGAAGCACUAUAGACACAGAAUUAGAACAGUUUUUAUGUUAGUGUUAAUUUCAUUCGUUUUAGGAAUUGAGUUGUGAAUUACAAUUAUUGUAUAGGAAUUUUCAAAUGAAGAGUUGCUGAUAAAUUGUUCUUGAAAUA
This is a messenger RNA of Mercurialis annua (annual mercury), 838 nucleotides long. RefSeq lists its product as uncharacterized. The transcript has a single exon. Lineage: Eukaryota; Viridiplantae; Streptophyta; Magnoliopsida; Malpighiales; Euphorbiaceae. Bases 105 to 713 code for a protein of 202 amino acids. The record is from RefSeq and is a predicted model, not a curated record.